AGCGUUUUUUCUUGUAACCUCUCAUUUAAGUACUCACUUUUUAUCGAAGUAGGGGCUUCACCUCUCUAGCCAAGUAGAGGUGGCUACUUGAAAGGUCGUGGUUGAACACUUGAAGCUUUAAGCCACAUGAAGAGGUACGCGGGCUUAAAAUAGUAGGAGAAAUAGGCUGAUUAUGUUGCGAAAAUGCCCCGGCAAACGUGGCAAAGCUGCCAUCCUUGGCUGCUCGAGUUCAUUGAACCAUGCCGCUGGACGAACACGAUCGACCAAAAUAAUAGAUGAUUCCAGACAGUAUGAAUAUCAUGAUGUUAACAUCACGACAAAGAUCCCACACUACUAUUAAGGCUGAUCGCAUCUGAAGGCAGAAGACUGAUCUCUCCCCUGUAAGUGUCGUGCAAUAUCAUCGGCUAAGAAAGUAACAUAUACUACAAAAGAAGUCGUAAUUAUUACAAAUGAUCAAAGAUGAGCAGCUGCUUCUACUUGAAACAUAGAACACAGGAGCUCCUUCCACGUGAAAAAUAGAAUUUGGCCAGAAAUCAUCUAAGCAAUUUUACGCGGCUCAUAUAGGCAUCAGCCAGCAGAAAACGCUGUCACCAACGCAGACGAUGCCACCAACGCUUUUCUUGAAGUCGAAAGAGAGUCGCUCAACACUGAAGAAAGGUGGCUAAUUUGUGAUUUUGCAAUUUAGUCGGUUCAGAUUGAGAUAUAAUCAUAUAGUAAUUCUGAUAGGUUCAGUUCUAAGAUGUUGAACUUAGGUCCUCCCUUCCCAAAUGCGUAUUAGGUUGGUCGCGACGGACGGCGCAAAGGCAGUAAAUAAGAAGGGAGCAAAUCUUCAUGAGAAUGGCAAAGUGGACCCAGUUGUGGCGGAGCUCAACGGCUCAAUUGAAAGAUAUGUUGAAGAAAUAUAUAAUGCAGAUUGUUGUUGAAGUUGAUACAUAUUCCAAGAUACAACAUUAUUGGCAAAGUCGGGUGCCUUUAGAACACGGACUUUGCGAGUAAAUACAACAACUCCGGCACUACCGGUCUUCAAUCUUGUUUUCUGCACUAUUAUAGACGCAGAAGAAAUACUUAGGAAAAGUAAUAUUACAGAAGUGCUUGGUCUUGGAACGUCCGAGGAAGAGCAUCAUCUCGGUUCCAACAUGACACGAACGAGGCACGUACCCUUCUACUAGGUGGGUGAGCUGCUUCUUGGUUAUAGAUUCUCGCUUAUAGUUUCUUGAUUAUAGAUUCUUGGUUAGAGAUUCUUGGUUAGAGAUUCUUGUUUAGAGAUUCUUGAUUAAUGUCGAUGCUUGUCUGGGUUGUUCCAUCUAAUGGGCUCUCAUGAUAAGAGGAAGGUUGCGUAUGGCCAGACGUACGGUGCAGAUAACGUACGGUUAAGGCGUGUGGUGUGAGCAAGCAUGUACUAGAACAAAAGAAGUCGUAACAUUAAUGUGACAAUCUAACUACUAUAAAGGUUUUGCGUCCACUGCCAGAGAAGUAGUAAGGACUACGAAUUGUUUAGUUGAUACUCUUUCUCUUGCAACAUAGAUAGUAGAAGACUUGUAGCUCCUCAUGAUCAAGUUCAGAAAUUAGUGCUACAACUACGACUACGACUGCUAUUACCAUCGAAAGAAAAAGACUGCAACUUUUUCGUAAGACUCUCUUCUAAUUUGUAGACCGAUACUAGCCAACAUCAGACCGGGUGAUCAAAUGGAUGAUGCCGCAUGGACGGGCCUGCAGAGCGGCGUGGAGUAUCUAUUAAGGAUGCAACAACUGACGAGACAACUGCUAUCACCCUCAAGAUUUUACUACGGGAUGAGUCAAUCAUCAACUACAUCGAAAACAGUCACCCAAAAUUACAAAUAAAUAUUUUGUUUCAUGAUUCUCUGCCAACUAAGAGCGAACAUUCUCCCAAAUGGGGAACCUUCUGGAUUCAGCUAAAUCCAUCAGCAGACCCAGAAUUAGCUGGCUCUGUUGGCCAUUUUCGGGCUCUGUAUCGGUCUAGUGUAGCUUAGGAACUAGGACGUAGCGUAGCGCCACCAGCUCUAGCGUAGCGCCACCAUAUUACGAAUAGGCACUUUGUUUCAUCCGCUGCCAACUGCCAACAAACUAUGCUGGAGCCUGGCAUGGCCCCUGUUAUCACUCAUCAUGAAAGUGAAACAACAGAGUAUGAGUCAACAUAUUUGAUUCAAGAACACAUUAGAGUAGGAACUCUCAUGCAACAUCAAAAGGUCAACAGCUGCCUGUAUAUUAGAGUAGUUGCUCUCUCUCUCUCAUCCAUCAACACUGCGACCACUCUGGUAAUAUACUCUUCUAACUUUCCCGGUUGUAACGGAUGUUGAUUUUCUCAAAAAGACGAAGGAUGCGCUGCUGAGUGGAGCAAGUGAUGACAUGGAAAGCAGUUAAGCACAUUCAUGCAUUCAUUCAUUCAUUCAUCUCUCCAGUGCAUUUGUUUCAAGAUAAGCCGUACUGAUAGAAUUUCUCAUCUCCCUUUCUCAUCUCUCAGGACUGUUCCUUUGAUAAGCAACCAGUCAAAUGAUAUUAAAAAUAUCGACUCUAUCCUUCGUCUUAAUAAUAUUUGAUAUUUACUUAUAAUAUAAUUCCUUUUCGUUUUGUUCCUUUGUUUUAGAAGGUAACAACAACAAGGAACCUGCUAAGAGAUGAAGAAACUGCUGGAACUAUUCCGCAUGAGGCUCCACUAUUACUGGACGGUUGCUUGCGGUUGGCAGCCAAGAGGCAGGACAGACAUAUGAACAGAAUUCUGAAUUCAUAAAGGCUUGAUCUCAAAGUGGAAGGACCGGGAACCCACAUUUGGAGGGUAAUGAUUGACGGAAAUAUUUAAUAGUGAGGUUUAGUAGCCCUUUUUCUGAGGACUCCUCAGUAGAAUACGGGUCCUCAGAAAUAAAAGGGCUACUAAAACUGGAAUUCUAGUACUUAGACUUACACCCUGAUUGCUCCAGUAAAAAUAAAGGGAUACAACAAAUAGAACUAGAGUGCGAGGGCGUAGGGCUUAGGGAUCUCCUCUUUUAGUAUCCGUUUUCAUACCCAGCACCUUACCCUUAGAAUCCGUUUUUUCAUAGACAGCUACAAAGCCAAAAAGCGCGGAUUGGUUUGAUGAAGCAAGCUACUAUAAGGCUGUUGUCGCCGAUCUUUUUGACCUAAUCGCGCCUCUACCGUAUGCACAGGAUCAACUGGAGCUCGGGAGGAAACAAGGGUUUGUAGUUAUGAAGAGAAGUAGUAGUUGUAGAUCCUAAACCUAAUUCAAAAAAAAAAAAAGUAGUUAAGGAAGCACUUUUAAGGGGCGUAUUGAACAAGUAGGUCCAUUUUUGGAUGAACUGCUAUUUCUUGUACCUGCAGCUGUUGUAGUCCUGCUCCAAUGCAGAAAGAGGAGAUGUUCGCUAUAUCGUACGGCGCCACUGAUUGAGAACGAAGGGAAGGGAACGGCAACCUCCGGCACGUACUGUUGGUUCAAUUGUCAGCCUGCUCCGGUACGUACUAUUGUUGUGAGUCGAACAAGAACAAGUGCUAUAUGGUUGCUCAAAGAGGAAGGAGUGAGGCCACUACCCUCCUAACUUUAACUUUCCCAUCCCCUCUGCACUUCAGACCGUGCCGCAUCAGCAAAGUGUUAAUUACUACAACUACUACUACUACUACUACUACUAGGAGCCCGAUAGUACGUAGUGCUACUGUUCAAACAAAUAUGACGAGUGAGGCCGAAGGAAAGGGAACGCCAACCUCCGGCACGUACUACAGUUGUAGCACACUUGAUUGAUAUCGAAGAAAGGGCUACAGUACGUAGGACUUUUCAAACAAGGUCGAACGAGUGACGCAUCAUCUUCAUCUUGUGGCCUCACUCGUUCAUUGAAGAAGGCCACAAGAGAGUGUCGACAUUCCCUUCUUCCAUGAUUGGCUCAAUCAGUGGCGCCACUCAUAAACGCUGUCGAUGAAAUACCGGAAAGUCGCCCAGGCCAUCGACAAUGCCAUUCGAUGUUAAGGGUCAGAUCGUAGAGUAAGGAAGAUCACGUACGUACUUUAUUUUCUUCGAAUAAUCCAUCUAUACGUCUAGGCUCUUCAUGUAGCUCUAUAGAAGAUGGACACUCCAGAGCACCUCCUCGCCAAGAAGAGUUUCAUCUUGCCGAUGAUCUUCACAGAAGAGGGUCAUCUUCACAACUAGAGAGCAUGAUCAUGCUUAUCUAGUAGAAGGACGAUCUAUCACUAGAAAUAUCAAUGUCAUCUCCCUAACACUAGGAGCUAGGGAUGAAACUUGAACUUCACAGAGAGCUCUAUUCUGGUGGCGAGCCGCCGAAAACAGAAGAAGAGGCAUGGACAAAAGCAAAGGAAAUAAGCAAAAACACAUUGCCAUCGGAACUCACAGAACGUACCUCUACUCACAAUCACUUUGAGUUCUUCAAAUAGAGUAGAUUUGAGUUCUUAUAGAUACAUAGUUCUUGCAGUAGAUGAGUUCUUCCUGUACGAUGUAGAGUAACUCCUGUCUUCGCAUGAAGAUUCGUGUAACUCCUAACUUCAUUCUCAAAGAUUCGACCAUCAGCAUUAACCCUUUCUUUAGCUACAGAACGCACCUCUAGUCACAAAAUUUACGCAAAAACACAUUGCCAUCGGAACUUACAGUACGUGGUACCUCUAUUCACUUCGCGUACCUAGUGCAACUUAGUUGCAGUACUCAUAAUGAGAAUUACAUCGAUCUGCUUCACCUAGUACCUACAACUUCCUAGCAGGACUUGGAUAUUGUCUCAAAAUCAAACACGAAAAAUAAUCGCAGGAGAAGUCGUAGACGCUCCGAGUGCAUUGAAGGAAGAUCAUCACGGGAUAGUACAGCAACGACCUAGUGACGAGUCCGGGACAGCCAGUCGUGCAAAGCAGGAGGUACAACAACAACCAACUACGAGCGCUGGCGCCUCCUCUCCCAGUUCUGGAUCUGCGCCGGCGGUACCAGAACAACAACCAGAUACGAGCUCUAGUAAUUCUGCGCCGGCGGUACCAGAACGACAACCAAGUACUAGCCCUAGUGCCUCCGCGUCCAGUCCCAGUUCUGCUCCGCUACAAAAAG
Amoebophrya sp. A25 is the source of this 5044-nucleotide messenger RNA. The record is from the annotation of a GenBank genome assembly. NCBI's taxonomy places the organism in Eukaryota, Dinophyceae, Syndiniales, Amoebophryaceae.